Molecule: messenger RNA, 1551 nt
Organism: Penicillium canariense
Lineage: Eukaryota; Fungi; Ascomycota; Eurotiomycetes; Eurotiales; Aspergillaceae
Product: aspartate kinase
Exons: 4
Coding region: 1-1551 (516 amino acids)
Molecular function (GO): aspartate kinase activity
Source: RefSeq, a predicted model, not a curated record
AUGGCUUCACUCGAUGCAGACCACCCGGCAGUCGGUGCCGUGCAUAGCAACUGGGUCGUACAGAAAUUCGGCGGCACCAGUGUUGGCAAGUUUGCUCUGAACAUUAUUGAGCAGGUUGUUCAACCCAGCCUCGUUGACAAUCGAGUCGCUGUUGUAUGCUCAGCAAGAAGUAAUUCCACAAAGGCCGAGGGCACCACCAACCGGUUACUGCGGGCAGCCCGGGAUGCUGAGAACCCCCGGUCCCGGCAUUAUGCAUCGUUCGUCGACGCCGUCCGGCUCGAGCAUGUUCAAGUGGCCCAGGAACAGAUCAAAUCGGUGGAGUUGAGGGACCAAGUGGUGGCCGAUAUCACCGGAGAAUGCGAACGAGUCUUGAAGGUCCUCGAAGCCGCUCAGACCUUGGGAGAGAUCAGUGCCCGCUGUGUGGACAAGGUGAUCAGCACCGGCGAGAAGCUCAGCUGCCGGCUCAUGGCCGCGUGUCUGCAGGACCGCGGGGUUGACUCGCAGUAUGUCGAUCUUGCUGAUGUGAUUGAUUUCCCCAUCGGCAACCACGGUCUGGAUCAGGACUUUUAUAAUUCCCUAGCGGCGGCUCUUGGCAAACGGGUUGCGGAAUGCGGGCACCGAGUGCCUGUGAUUACAGGCUACUUUGGUACUAUCCCUGGUGGCCUGCUGGACCAAGUCGGCCGUGGCUACACUGACUUGUGUGCCGCCCUGGUCGCCGUGGGAACCCAUGCCAAGGAGCUUCAGGUCUGGAAGGAAGUGGAUGGCAUCUUCACGGCCGAUCCGCGCAAGGUCCCGACUGCCCGACUCCUCCCCGCCAUCACUCCCGCCGAAGCGGCCGAACUGACCUUCUAUGGAUCGGAGGUGAUUCACCCCUUCACCAUGGAGCAAGUGAUCCGCGCCAAGAUUCCCAUCCGCAUCAAGAACGUGAUGAACCCCAAGAACCGCGGCACCGUCAUCUUCCCCGACUCCACGGCCGAGCUGGAGCGGACCACCCCAGGCCACGACCCGCGUGUUUUCCGCACUCGGAGCCCGAGCUUCAUGCAGAAGCCGAAGCGGCCCACAGCUGUGACCAUCAAGCACAAAAUCCUGGUGAUCAACGUGCACUCGAACAAGCGGUCCUUGUCGCACGGGUUUUUUGCCGGUAUUUUCUCCGUGCUGGACAAAUGGCGUCUGUCCAUCGACCUGAUCUCGACCAGCGAGGUCCAUGUGUCGAUGGCUCUGCACUCGGAAAUGCCUCUGCUGAAUGGCAACGGACGGGACGAGUAUCAGGUGAUCGAUGAAGACCUGAAAGGGGCACUGAAUGACCUGACCAAGUACGGGACGGUGGAUAUUAUCCCCGAAAUGGCCAUUCUCAGCUUGGUCGGCAAGCAGAUGAAGAAUAUGAUCGGCGUGGCGGGACGUAUGUUCACCACCCUGGGGGAGAACAAUGUGAACAUUGAGAUGAUUUCGCAAGGUGCGAGUGAAAUCAACAUCUCUUGCGUCAUUGAAGAGCGCGAUGCCGACCGUGCCCUCAACAUCAUCCACACCAGCAUGUUCACCUUCCUGGACUAG